Molecule: messenger RNA, 1680 nt
Organism: Leptosia nina
Lineage: Eukaryota; Metazoa; Arthropoda; Insecta; Lepidoptera; Pieridae
Source: the annotation of a GenBank genome assembly
AUGCCAGCCGUGAUGUUGUCCGCAGUGCUGGAAGAGGAGGCUGACUUGUAUGAAGCUUUUCCUCCUCAUGUUGACCCUUCAGGGAUCACUAUAUUAACUGAUAGUCCACCUGGCAAGAAAGCACCUCUCAAGACCUACGAGGAGAUACAGCCGCUGAUCCAGCAGGGCCGCAAGCGGGAUCUCAAACUCAUCAUCAGAGAGAACUCGUGGCCCAUCAAUAGCCCGAUUCGCGCGUCCCUCUGGCCGGCUCUCUGCCGACAGCACCAACAUGGCAAAUCCAUGCUCGACGGCUUCUACUGGGACAUGGUUACGCAGGUGUUCGGAACUGUGGAGCUCCCAGACAAGCCGAUCAUGCUCCCUCCGUUCGUGGAGGCGACCCACUGUCUCGGAUACCACCUGACUCGCAAGGGCAGGGCGGUCGCCGACCGCGUGGUCUCCGUCCUCGGCUACGCCUGUCCGGACAUCACCUACAGCCCUAGUCUUUACCCCAUCACAGCGGCGCUGUUGCACUUUAUGCCAGAGGAAGAAUGCUACCACUGCAUGGCCAGCCUGGUGGCAUCGAAGGAGAAGAUGUUCAUCACGCAGACGAAACUCCUCAACGAGGUGACAUGGAAGACUGUCAUGCAGAUUGCCAAGAAGCAUGCCAAGUCGGCCGCGCAACAUCUGUCGCGACUCUCCGGCGCAAUUGGCCCAGAACGCAUCUACGCUGAUUGGCAAUGGUGGAUUCUCGCCGCCCUGCCCUUCCCCCAUCUUGUCAGAGUACUGGACUGCUUCUUUCACGAAGGCCUUAAGGUGUUCUACAGGGUAGCACUUGCGAUCCUAAUCCUGUUUCACAAACACAGCACCAAUCAAAAUUCGGAGUGGUACGCUGAAGCGACUAAGAAUGGUGUUGAUCACGCUAUCGACAAGUUUUGUAGGAAUAUGCCGGCGUCUCCUACAAAGCUACUACGCACUGCGUUCAGUAUAAGGGCGCUGAGUUCGCAGUACAUAUCGCGGGUGUUCAUAAAGACGGAGAUGACGCUCAAGUCCAAGCAGGUGAUCACCGGCAACCGUCUGGUGCGGUCUAGGUCAUCGGACAACCUUCCCACCAGUCAAUCUCAGGUCAAUAUCCAGAUGAUGUCGCACACGUUAACUAUACGCGAGUUAUUCACUCUGUGGUCGUGGCUGCCCGUGCGCAUCACGAUGUACCAACCGGUACUGCUCUACACCACGGAGGAGCACGGGUGUUCCCUUACAACAUUUUAUGUGCGCGUGGAGCAUCACGAACCGACUCUACUCAUGAUCAAGACUUGUAACAACGAAGUAUUCGGUGCGUACUGCUCAACGCGUUGGUUCGAGAGGAACCAGAAGGACGAGAGGGGAAAUCGACAGGCGUACUUCGGCACUGGCGAGACAUUCCUCUUCAGCCUUUACCCGGAGCGUGCAAAGUACCCUUGGGUCGGUUGUUCAGCCGGCGACGGCAAAGAGGAUCAGCGAGUCGCGCACGGCUCCGAACUCUUCAUGGCAGCCGACUCCAAAAUGAUCACCAUCGGAGGAGGGGACGGCCAAGCAAUAUGGAUGGAUGAAAACAUCCGCUACGGCAAGACGGACCGGUGCUCCACGUUCAACAAUCCACCGCUCUGCCCCUCCGGCGACUUCGAGAUUCGCGUCCUCGAGGUGUACGGUUUCGCGGGGGCGUAA